AUGGCCGUAGCUGAGACGGCCUUGCCCUCCAUCAACAUGCUGACCACCCUGGGCCCCUUCCUGGACACACACGAGGACUUCCUAAAAUGGUGGCGCUCUGAGGAGGAGCAGGACCUGGGCCCGGGACCCCCUGGUCCCACGGGGUUGCCCCUCAGCGUAAAGCCGGAGUCGGAAGAAGUACCGGAGGAGGACAGGGACGAUGAGAGGGAAGAAGCUGUCCCCUGGGACCUGGAUCUCCUCCUCAACAACUUCCCUGGUUCGGAGCCAGGCGGCGAGGCUCAGAACGGGGCUCUGGCGCCCAGCGAGGGCUCCGGGGGGCAAUACCCUUCACUGCCUGAAACUCUGGGCGCAUACACCAGCAACCCUGGGCUUGUGACCGGGCUCUUGAGUCCAGAGGAGCACCCCAGCUGGGUGCGCCCAGCCUUCCGAGCUCCGGCCCCCGACGCCUUUGCGAGCUCGGCUCUGGUCCCGACUUCCGAGCCCAAGGCGCUGCCAUUGCAGCCAGUGUACCCCGGGACAGGCGCGGCGUCCUCAGCUAGCUACUUCCCGCGGACAGGGUUUUCAGUGCCCGCGGCGUCAGGUGCCCCCUACGGGUUGCUAUCCGGGUACCCAGCUCUGUACCCAGUGCCGCAGUACCAAGGUCAUUUCCAGCUCUACCGCGGGCUUUCAGCGCCCGCUCCUGGCCCCACCGCGCCCCCUGCCUUCCUGAGUUGUCUGGGACCGGGGACAGCGGGUGCCGGGCUAGGGGGCACUGCAGGCGACCCAGGAGGGAUCAGGGAAUCCACACCAAGCAAGCGCAGCCGGCGCUCGUGGGCGCGCAAGAGACAAGCGGCGCACACGUGCGCGCACCCAGGCUGCGGCAAGAGCUACACCAAGAGCUCCCAUCUGAAGGCGCAUCUGCGCACGCACACGGGAGAGAAACCAUACGCCUGCACUUGGGACGGCUGCGGAUGGAGGUUCGCGCGCUCCGACGAGCUGACCCGCCACUAUCGCAAACAUACCGGGCAGCGGCCCUUCCGCUGCCAGCUCUGCCCGCGAGCAUUUUCACGCUCCGACCACCUAGCCCUGCACAUGAAGCGCCACCUUUGA
Chrysochloris asiatica (Cape golden mole) is the source of this 1089-nucleotide messenger RNA. It is a transcript of the gene KLF1, whose product is annotated as Kruppel-like factor 1 (erythroid). Gene Ontology annotation, molecular function: RNA polymerase II cis-regulatory region sequence-specific DNA binding; DNA-binding transcription factor activity, RNA polymerase II-specific. Gene Ontology annotation, biological process: regulation of transcription by RNA polymerase II. Bases 1 to 1089 code for a protein of 362 amino acids. The record is from RefSeq and is a predicted model, not a curated record. The transcript is spliced from 3 exons. Lineage: Eukaryota; Metazoa; Chordata; Mammalia; Afrosoricida; Chrysochloridae.